Molecule: messenger RNA, 3229 nt
Organism: Uranotaenia lowii
Lineage: Eukaryota; Metazoa; Arthropoda; Insecta; Diptera; Culicidae
Product: zinc finger protein 658B-like
Exons: 4
Coding region: 259-2727 (822 amino acids)
Cellular component (GO): nucleus
Molecular function (GO): zinc ion binding
Source: RefSeq, a predicted model, not a curated record
CGCCAGACAUGAGACGAACACACAUAGAUAGCUGAUGUUGGUCUUCUCGAGUAAACCGAACCGAUGAGACUCGUUCGGUUCUGUUUAGUUGCCCCCUCAUGUUCUGCAGUCAUCAGCAAUAGUAGAGACUGGGGUUAGAAUUAGCUCCAACUCGAGCAGCAGGGUGAUCCGUUCCGUAUCAGCGCAGUUCCGUGGCUAGUCAUCGAUUGCAAAAAAAAAUAGCGCAGGGCCGUUUAAUCAUCUAUUGUUCUCCCACAUAUGUGGAAAUUCAAGGAAAGCCAAGGCCCUCGUUCAGCGAAGAAAAGAAGAAGGGAUACAUCCAAAAUAUGCCGCUUAUGCCUGGGCAAGGAAGCAAAGUUGACUCGCAAGUUUAGAGAUGAAAUGAAUGAGACGACAGAUGAAGGGCUGCUGAAAAAGAUAUUGGAUUGUACCACAGUGAAGAUAACCGUUAAAUCCAACUAUCCCGGUUCUAUUUGUGCGAUCUGCGAGUACAAGCUGACGGAGUACAGUCGCUUCCGGGAGAAGUGUAUCGAAAAUGACGCUCUAUUACGCACAUUACUGGACUUCGAUGAGCCCAACAGCAGCAACGAUGACAAACUCAGUUCAACCGAAUCGGUUAGCGACAGUAUCGAGCUUAUCGAGUACACCGAAGCGGACGAACUCAAGGAAAUGGAAAUGCAAAUGUACGGUUCGUCCGACGAAACCAAUCAAAGCCAGGCAGAAUCUGAACCAGUUGCUGAACCUCCUAACACAUCUACCUCCGAGCCGGAGAAGACAAUUACCGUGAGCAUUCCUUCGACACUGAAAAUUACAAAGGUUGUAUCCCAAGCCGAUGUAAGUGGCAAGGCUACUGCCGAAAAAUCGGCUGAACCAGUCAAGGAAAAGCCGAAAAUUAGUUUAGUUCCACUUUCUGCACUAGCUGCUCCACCUCGGGUUCCGUCACCAGUUCCUGCAAGUAUUUCACCGGUCGUUCCAACUAUUCUAUCUGUCACAUCCGGGGGAAUGGUUUCUCCCGAUAUUGAUGAAGCCUCUGAACCCGGUUCUAGUAUUGGCAGAUCAAAAGACCCAGCAUCUGAUGAUUCUGCCGAUUCCAGUGCCGGGAAUACAUCAGGGGAACCUUUCGAAUGUACAUUUUGCAAUCGGCCCUUCCGCAACAAUUAUACUCUCAAGAGACAUAUGAAUCUGCACACUGCGGAAAACCUUUACACCUGUGAAUAUUGCAACAAAAAGUUCAACGAUCGUUCAAACUGGAGGAUUCAUCUGCGAUCGCAUACCGGCGAUAAUCUGUUGCGUUGUGCGGUUUGCUUCAAAACGUUCAUCUCGCCGUCUACCCUGAAGUAUCAUUUGCGUUCUCACCGCAAGAUGAAGGUGUUCGAGUGUAAACUUUGCAUGGAAACCGCCAGUACCUAUGAGGAUCUGGCGCACCACGUCGUCGACAAGCACGGUGACGUUCGGCUGGACGAUUUGACUAAGGCCGUUGAGGACGGUGUUAUCGCUGGGGAUUUCCUGAAGAUUGAAAUGGAUUCUGAAGAUACAAAUAUGGAAGCUUCGGCACCACCGGCAGCUGUUGCGGACAGCGGUACAACAAAUGACGCUGUCAAAAUCAAGGAGGAACCAAUGGACCAGGAUGUUGUUCUGAUCAAAGAAGAACCGAUGGAUGACGAAAUAUCGGAAACGGCCGGGUCGAACGCUAUGGAGCAACUAACAGAAAUUGUACCAAGCACGGGAGAGGAAGCGCCACCGGUAAUCCUGUUCCGCUGCGACUAUUGCAUGAAGAUAUUCAAAUAUCUGUACGAGCUGCGAGUACACAUGAAGUUGCACAACGGCACCAAAGACACAACGCCUGUCGAAGUUACGCCAGCAGCUCCGGCGCAGAAAACAACCACCGUCAAAAUAGUUUCUUUAGACGGCGCGAAAAAGGCUCAACCGCCGGCCAAGAAACCUCGCCAUCCCUCGAUUGAUGAGGAUGUGGGAGAACUGGCCAAUGCUCCGCUUCCUGCUCACAAGUGCAACAAGUGCGACAAACGGUUUCGUACCGAAGAGUUGCUCAAGGUACAUGUUGAUACUCACCAGCAGGACGAUGAUGUAGAACAGUCCCGCAGUUGCAAAAUGUGUUUCAAAACGUUCAAAUGUGAACUGAAUCUGGUAGCGCAUAUGAAAAAGCACCACCCCCUGGAAUCUUAUGUAGCUGAACAACAGCAGCUAGAAAAACGAACCCAAGACAAAAAUGAUAAAACAACUGCUAAUGGGGAGGAAGGAUCGGCCUCUAAAUCUUCUGAAACGAAUGGUGGACCUUCAACGUCGGCGAGCGGAUCUCAAACUGGUCCCCGAAGGUGUGAAAUCUGUGCGCUGAGCUUCGACUGCUGCUACAAACUGGAAAAGCACGUACUAACGCACUUCCGUAACAACGAAGCGGUUGCUUUUGUGCCAUCGGCCGAUCGGCCAUACAAGUGUACCGAGUGCCAUAAGCGGUUCAAGAGGAAGGACUACUUGUUGAUCCACAUUCGGACGCAUACCGGUGAACGGCGCCACAAGUGUGACCUAUGUUCGAGUGCGUUUGUGCACCCAUCGAAUCUUAUCACUCACCGGAAGCUGCACUCAGAGGAACGGCCAUUCAAGUGCGAUCUCUGUCCCGCGGCAUUCAAGCUGUACGCUGGGCUGAAGAUACAUCGAAAACGGUGUGCGGUAAAGUAUCUGCAGGAUAACAGUAUCACUACUAUAAUUUAAACCGAUAGCUUAGCAUGUUAGGUUAAAAUCAGAUUGUAUAUGUAUGUGUUAUGUACAUUUCAUAACCGCAGAAUAUCAGAAUAUUUUUUUCUUCACAUUUUCAACUGUGGACGAUUGCUCAUUUGUUUUUAUGAGCAAAACAAAAUUCUAAAUUAUAUUUCUGUCUCUUUCUGAAAACGGACACAACCUAGCUUCUAUUGAAUAAGAGAUUUUUUCUGUUUUAUGCAGCAAACAACAAAAUUGUAAAUUUAACCCCCUUUAAUUGUAAGUUUAAAUAGGCAGGAAGUGUUUGUAUGGAAUGUGUGCAUGAACUGUGAAACAGAGAUGACGAACAUAUGUCUAGGUGUAGGUUGACAAAACAAAUACCGGUGUACGGUUAACUGUUAGCAGUACACCAUUGCUUUGUUAAUAAAUGACGAAUCGUUUAUAUUGUACUUUUUGUUCAAAUUUUUCUGACUUAAGAAGUGUAGCAAUAAAUAAAUUACAAAAUAUUUUCAAAACU